AUGCUGACUCCUCCAACCCUCUCUGCCUUCUCAAAGGGGAUUGAGGCUGUACUGACUUUACCCAAUAUACUUACCAUGUCGGUUGGCACCUUUUAUGUGGUACCAGACCUACGCCCUACAUCUGAAAUGUAUCUCCCUUUCCUCUCUCCUGACCGCAUAGAUAUGAUCAAGUGGCGCAGAUACCGAAUGUACGAUCUCACGAGGCCCGCAUUUCCCAACAAGCUUUCUUCUCAUGCACAGACAAUGCGUGAAUCACGCACCAUCAUUACGGUCUUGCAACACGCACUUGUAUCUAUACUUCGAUCUACCUAA
Messenger RNA from Protopolystoma xenopodis, 312 nucleotides. The record is from the annotation of a GenBank genome assembly. Lineage: Eukaryota; Metazoa; Platyhelminthes; Monogenea; Polystomatidea; Polystomatidae.